Messenger RNA from Aspergillus calidoustus, 900 nucleotides. NCBI's taxonomy places the organism in Eukaryota, Fungi, Ascomycota, Eurotiomycetes, Eurotiales, Aspergillaceae. The record is from the annotation of a GenBank genome assembly.
AUGUCCUCGCUCCAACACGUCACAUCCGAAUACGACUACUUUGUCAAGGGCGUCGUCAGCGACGUCCUACUCCGCGUGGAAGAGCAAGCAUCAACAGCGGCCUCUACAGCAGUGCCGACCCCUUACAGCACACCGCCACCCCAAUUACAACCACCGCAACCGCAACCGCAACCGCAACCGCAACCACACCAACAACAACAACAACAACAACCACAGCUUGAACCACGUGGAGCCGAAAAUAUCGGCCUCCCGACCCAGUACCCUAUUGUCAGCGAUGACAGUGGAAACUGCGACGAUCUCAUGUGGGGAUCCGACCUCUCCUUUGGACCAAACGGGUUCCGCCCCUUGCCGAAUUCGCCGCCGAGUCCGCCUCUUGAUGAGGAAUUGGUCUAUAUCUAUACAAAGUCGCUCGUGCCCCUGUCGCAUCACCCGCAGCCGCAACCGCAGCAGCUUCAAGCGACGCACGCACCGAUACCACUGUCCGAGUGCACACCAUUCCCAGAAUCACAAUCACACUCCCAUUCCCAACCCCUAUCCCCUUCGCCAUCACCAACACACGUCAAGCGCGAUGACCUACCCGCACCAGACCUAUCCGAGCUAAAUCGGGGCGGGAUCCAGAAAAUCACGGGCAAGAAGCGGCGACGGCUCCUGCACAUCAUCGCGGAGCGGAAUCGGCGGCUGAACCAGAAUAAGAUGUACGAGGAGCUGUACCGGCUCGUGCCGGGGUUAGAGAACAGUGCGCGGUCGACGAAGAGGGAGGUCCUGACCAAGACGGCGGACUGGUUAGAGGAUCUGGUUGAGGAGAAUAAGAGGCUUGAGGAGCAGUUGAGGAUAUUGAGGGCUUCGCCGUCGGGGCCGGGCCCGGGGACAGGAAUAGGGCACGACCACGGGCGUGGAUAA